AUGGAUAGAGUCUGGUCCGACUUCAAUUUCAAUUUGCCCGCCUCGCUCCUCGCCGACGAUGGCAUCUUCAAUGGUUCGACCAAAGAGACCUUCAAGACGGCACGACGCAAGAGGAGGUGCCCAACCUCCGAUCAAGAUAUGUUCCUGGCCUGCAACGCCUGCAGGCAGAAGAAGGUCAAGCUGGAAGCGGAGCUGCGCAAGCACGGCUUAGACGUCCCUCCAAGCAGCGAACCAGCAGGCGAGCCCACCGAUGUAUCAUCCCAGCUGUCGGACUCCACGCGCCAUGAAUCCCUCAACUCUUCUCGAGGAGGCAUCCAGUCCAGGAGGUCUUCUACCAAUCUAAUUGGCAGGCUUUGCCGGUCUGAGCCACGGAUCAGUACAGACCGAGCAGGUCGGCUGCAUUUCUACGGGCCCUCUUCCAGCCUCCACACCGCCGAGAGUAUAUCUUCUUGGUUUUCAUGUAGCGAGACGCUGGGAGAGGUACCGCAAAAUAAUGCCCGCGAGUUGCCAUGUAAGCUCCAGAAUCACCUCCUCGACCAUUAUUGGAAGUACCAGCAUGGAGUCAUCCAAUUGGUUAACCGACAAGCCUUUUUGAGCGACAUGGAAGCCGGUCGUUGCCGGUACUACAGCAAGGCUUUGCUCUACGCCAUAUUGGCCUCGGCCGCCAGGGUGUCAGAUUACCCGGAGAUCAGGGCUCUGGUGGUGCCGGCAGAGGUUGAGACACACAGCUACCGUUGUGAAGAGCCUUAUCUGUUCCGGAAAGCCACCACUCUGGUGGAAGAGGAGCUACAGAACGAUGCAAGCGUGACCACUGUGCAGGCUCUGGGCCUGUUGAGCGUAAUUUGUGUUUCUUACUCGGGUUCGGACGUGAGAGGAUGGAUGGACUCAGGUCGCGCCAUCCGUCUCGCUUUCGAAUUCGGCCUCAACCACGAGCUCUCCAUGGUGCGAGAGGACAGCUGCACCCAGAUGGACUCGGAAGUUCGUAGAACUGCAUUCUGGGGCUGUUUCACCUUGGAUCAGUUGUGGUCGACAUACCUUGGGCGACCUCAUCUGAUAAGCCUCGACGAUGUCACUCAAAGUCGUCCUGCAGCAUCACCGGGCGAGCACAAGUGGGACGAUGUCAUUGCUGGUGCUUGGGCUGGCCUGAGUGAACUCCUCGAGCGCAUAUGCGAUUCCAUGUAUCCACAACUUCGACUCCGCGUUCCGCCGCUUGCUAACUUGGUCUACACAGAAAUCGAAAACUUCCGUCGAACAUGCUCCUGCAACAAGACGCGCGCAAGUGGCUGUCAGCGCUACAUCCGAGCCUUCAUUACGCUCCAGAGUCGCCACCCGCUGUUCACGUGUUACAGCUAUGGAGAUGGCCGUCUUUACUAUCUGUCGCUGACUCUGCUGACUUGGGAGCCAAGUCUCCAUUAUCACAGUGCCUGCAUGCUGGAAAGGCUCUCAGAAGCUCGUUUCGGGGCAGCGAUCCCAGAUAUUUCCCCGGAGACGGUUACUGCCCGCUCGACCUGCAUCAGUCACGCCCUACGGGUCGCAGCCAUCACCAAAGACUACAGAACUCAUCACGGGAGUGCGCGGACCAUGAUAGGUAACUCAAUCUCCGGCAUCAUCAUCGCAGUGUUGGUUUUGAUAGCGAAUUGGAUGGACAGAGGGGAGAGCGAUGCGGGCGAGUGUCUCGAACUCGUGGAUUCGUGUGUCCGCAGCGUGCAAGAGAUGCAAGUCUCCUUCGCCUGCGCGCGGACCCUGUCCAAGCAGGUGCUCUAUCUUAUGCGCCGAUAUAACUUUCCUUCGCUCCCUUCACAAAGCCGGACCACCUGGAACGAGGCUGACAACAGUCUCUUGUCUCAAUUGAGUCAAUCGCUCCCAAUCUUCUCUUCGGAGCCAGGUUCUGUGAUAUCUCACGAGCACGACCUCGACCUGUUUCCUGCAAUGUUUGAACACGAAGGGUUUGAGAUGUCGGUGCCAUGGACCAUGUCACCCGAAGUGAUGGGUCUUUUAUAG
This is a messenger RNA of Fonsecaea monophora, 2001 nucleotides long. RefSeq lists its product as hypothetical. NCBI's taxonomy places the organism in Eukaryota, Fungi, Ascomycota, Eurotiomycetes, Chaetothyriales, Herpotrichiellaceae. Gene Ontology annotation, molecular function: zinc ion binding; DNA binding. The transcript is spliced from 5 exons. Gene Ontology annotation, biological process: DNA-templated transcription. The record is from RefSeq and is a predicted model, not a curated record. Bases 1 to 2001 code for a protein of 666 amino acids.